AUGUCCAAUUUUGAUGAUUUGAGUGAUAUUGAUCAUGACUCUAAGGAAGUGUAUGAAACUUCAGACGUUGAAGAAUCAUUUGAUAUCCAAGAUGAUUCGAUCAAGAAAAGAGAUUCAAUUAGUGAGCCUAUAUUUGAUCUGGACAAAAGUCGCGCUGUUUUCGAAACAAAGAUGAUUGAUGCUCAUGUGACAGAUUUCAGUGAUCGUAUAGAUCGAGUUGAUCAAACUUAUGAAACUUAUGAUGUUAAAGAAACUAUACCAAACAAGUUGAGUCGGAUAAGGAAAGAGUUGGAAGAGCUAGAAGAUGAGUUGGAUGAAGGUGAAGUAGAUGCUGAUGAAGUCAAGAGAUUACAACAACUUUUUGAGAAAUUGAAUAGUCGAACAAGAGAUAAAAAAGUUGUUGUAUUGAAAGAUUUGAAAAGUGAAAACAAUGAUAUUGUUAUAGAUAAAUUCAUCAACAAAGAAGAUCCAGAACAGGUUGUAGAGCUUGAUAAAAGGAUAAACAAGUUGGAGAGAACAAUUGGUGAUGAGUUAUUUGAUAAUUCAAUUCAAUCCAUGGUUAAUGACCUUUUCAGGAAAUUCAAAUUAUUAUCAAAUGAUCAAGACUCUUUACACAAGAUUAAUUCAAUUAUUGAUGAAGUGAAUUUAAAAUUUGAAAAAUCAAUUACUACUAGAAGAUCACUUGAUAAUAUUCAAAAUGAGAUAAGUGAAGAAACCAAAUUCAAUGAAAUAUAUAUGAAAUUUAACAAGGCACAAGAUUUUGAAAAUGAAUUGCCAUUUAUAAUCAAGAGAUUAGAAUCAUUAAAUGAUGUUCAUCAAAAAUUAUCAAAUAGUGUUAAUUUCACAGAAUCAAUGGAACAAGAUAUUAUAACCAUGUCUAAAGAUAUUGAAAAUUGGGAAGGAUCAUUAACAAAAUUAGAAACAAAAUUGAAUGAUUUAGCUACAAAUUUUGAAACUAUCAAAAAAACAUCAUCAAACUAG
Messenger RNA from Hansenula anomala, 981 nucleotides. It is a transcript of the gene JNM1, whose product is annotated as Jnm1p. The record is from RefSeq and is a predicted model, not a curated record. Gene Ontology annotation, cellular component: dynactin complex; cytoplasm. NCBI's taxonomy places the organism in Eukaryota, Fungi, Ascomycota, Saccharomycetes, Phaffomycetales, Wickerhamomycetaceae. Gene Ontology annotation, biological process: mitotic spindle organization. The coding region runs from base 1 to 981 and encodes 326 amino acids. The transcript is spliced from 3 exons.